Messenger RNA from Musa acuminata AAA Group (dessert banana), 651 nucleotides. Its product is annotated as NAC domain-containing protein 104-like. NCBI's taxonomy places the organism in Eukaryota, Viridiplantae, Streptophyta, Magnoliopsida, Zingiberales, Musaceae. The transcript has 3 exons. Gene Ontology annotation, molecular function: DNA binding. Gene Ontology annotation, biological process: regulation of DNA-templated transcription; system development. Bases 64 to 570 code for a protein of 168 amino acids. The record is from RefSeq and is a predicted model, not a curated record.
UUACUUCGUGGUCGAUCUUCAAGCUCUUUCUUCCAUAUCCUUUCUCCAGUCUCCUGUUGUAGCAUGGGAGGAGGAACUGCCAACCUCCCACCUGGCUUUCGCUUCUUCCCCUCCGAUGAAGAGCUCAUCGUCCAUUUCCUCUACCGCAAGGCUGCUGUCCUUCACUGCGAGCCUGGUGUCAUCCCCAGCAUCGAUCUCCAUGAAUGUAAAGCUCUUCAAGGAGGUGACCGAUUCUGGUGCUUCUUCACAAGGAGAAAGCAAAACAGAGCCGAUAAGAUCAUAAUAUGCAGUAAUAAGGAUGCUGCUAUGAAGAAAACUCUCAGGUAUUAUUACAUUGGCCAACCUCCGGAGGGUAUCAAGACCAACAGGGUAAUGCAUCGGUACCAUUUACUGGAUGGCAUUCUCGGUUCUAGUCCUAGUGGAGGAAGCUCAAGCAGCACCAGUACCAGAGGGAAGAGACGACGAGCAGUAUGUACGUACUACUAUCACCAGCUCACAGGCGAGCUUUCGUGGCUCGAAGAGGUAUUCCUAUCCCUGGAUGAUCUCGAUGAAGUAUGCUUGCCAAAUUAAGACAGCAAUACCUUAAACCUUCAAUGAGGUGCAGUGUCAUGUACGCACUUACUCUACCAAUAAAUCCACACUUCUCUGUUA